Emys orbicularis (European pond turtle) is the source of this 846-nucleotide messenger RNA. RefSeq names its product limb and CNS expressed 1 (gene LIX1). Lineage: Eukaryota; Metazoa; Chordata; Testudines; Emydidae. Gene Ontology annotation, biological process: autophagosome maturation. Gene Ontology annotation, cellular component: cytoplasm. The transcript has 6 exons. The record is from RefSeq and is a predicted model, not a curated record. Bases 1 to 846 code for a protein of 281 amino acids.
AUGGACAGAACCUUGGAGUCUCUGCAAUAUUUAAUUGCCCAAGUACUGCCUCAUAGAGACCCUGCCCUUGUAUUUAAAGACUUGAAUGUCGUAGCAAUGCUGCAGGAAUUCUGGGAGAACAAACAGAAACAGAGAGCUGUAUUUCCAAGUGAAGGCACAGUGGUGUAUGAGUCACUGAACUCUCCUGGUCCUCCAUUUGUCAUUUAUGUCACCCUACCUGGAGGAAGCUGUUUUGGCAACUUUCAGUGCUGCUUAAGCAGAGCAGAGGCAAGACGAGAUGCUGCAAAAGUGGCUCUGAUCAACUCUCUGUUCAAUGAAUUGCCCUGUCGCAAGAUCACAAAGGAAUUCAUUAUGGAAAGUAUUCAAGAAGCUGUUUCCUCAACCAGUGGUACUUUAAGUGAUGCUGAUGACCCAAGCACAAGCAUCGGGGCUUAUCAUUAUAUGUUGGAGUCAAACAUGGGGAAAACUAUGUUAGAAUUUCAGGAGCUGAUGAUAGUCUUUCAGCUGCUGCAUUGGAAUGGAAGCCUUAAAGCCCUACGUGAAACAAAGUGCUCCCGUCAGGAAGUAAUUUCCUAUUAUUCCCAGUAUUCCUUAGAUGAAAGGAUGAGAAGUCAUAUGGCCCUGGACUGGAUUAUGAAGGAGCAAGAAUCUCCAGGAAUUAUUUCUCAAGAGUUACAAGUGGCACUGCGAGAGCUGGAGGAAGCCAGGAAAGCUGGACAAGAAUUGCGGUUUUACAAAGAAAAGAAGGAAAUACUGAGUUUAGCACUAAGCCAGAUCUACAGCGACCAAGUUACCUCAUCCUCAAAUGAUGAUCAAAUGGGCCUGACCCUAAGUGGCUAUCACUAG